Malania oleifera is the source of this 1663-nucleotide messenger RNA. RefSeq names its product probable protein S-acyltransferase 16. Gene Ontology annotation, molecular function: palmitoyltransferase activity. The record is from RefSeq and is a predicted model, not a curated record. NCBI's taxonomy places the organism in Eukaryota, Viridiplantae, Streptophyta, Magnoliopsida, Santalales, Ximeniaceae. The transcript has 7 exons. The coding region runs from base 179 to 1033 and encodes 284 amino acids.
AAGAGGAAAGAACGGGAAGACUUGAAGGGCAUUUACGUAAAUCGCCAAACAACCGCACCAGCUAGAUUGCAAGUCCUCGGGCGGCAUGGAAAGUCACCUCCUUUUCCUUCUCUUGGACACUCGGCAGAUGCGCCGGUGAAGCCGUGGUAUCAUUUUCUGGCGGCGGAGCGACGCGAAAAUGAAGCGGAGCUGCUCCGUCUCCUUCCCCGUCGUCGUCGUUGUCUCCGCGAUUGCUUACAUAUACUUCUGCACCGUCUUCAUCUUUAUUGACGCGUGGUUCGGUCUGAUGACCUCCCCGGGAAUCAUGAACGCAACCGCCUUCACCGCCCUCGCCUUCGCGUGCGUCUUCAAUUAUACUCUCGCCAUAUUCACUGAUCCCGGGCGUGUCCCUCGGACUUUCUUGCCGGACGUCGAGGACACGGAUAAUCCGAUCCACGAGAUCAAGCGCAAGGGUGGGGACUUGAGAUAUUGCCAAAAGUGUUCCCACUAUAAGCCUCCCCGUGCACAUCACUGCCGUGUCUGCAAAAGAUGUGUUUUGAGAAUGGACCACCAUUGCAUCUGGAUAAAUAAUUGUGUGGGUCAUGCAAACUAUAAGAUGUUCUUCGUCUUCAUUUUGUAUGCUGUAAUUGCAUGCCUCUAUGCCCUGGUUUUGCUUGUGGGUAGUCUAACUAACAUUGCUAAAGAGGAUGGCCAGCAAAGUGGAGGCUUUUCCAGAACUGUAUAUGUGGUAUCUGGGUUGUUGCUUGUCCCAUUGUCUGUGGCACUUAGCGUUCUCUUAGGUUGGCAUAUCUACUUCAUUUUGCGAAACAAGACUACAAUUGAGUACCAUGAAGGAGUUAGAGCUAUGUGGCUUGCAGAGAAAGGAGGGACUGUCUAUAAGCAUCCCUAUGAUCUUGGUGCCUAUGAGAAUUUGACUACGGUGCUGGGUCCAAGCAUCCUCUGCUGGGUAUGCCCAACAUCAAGGCACAUUGGUUCUGGUCUUCGCUUUAGUACAGCAUAUGACAAAGCAACUGGCGUGGCAACACCAAAAUGAAGUUCAAUGUGGCUUGAUCUUCUCAGCAUCUUGGCAAUAAUAAGAUGACAACUGUGAAGUGGUGUAUGAAUGCAGGUGACACGAGGAUGUCUGGCAGCACCCGCCUUAAGCAUAAUGCCUUACACGCUGUUCUGCUUGUGGUAACCACUGGAGGAAAGAUGGUCUUUUUUCUUUUUUCUUUCCAACAAAACAAAGACUCCGGGAGUUCUUGCCGCUCUUUGAUGAUGGAUGAAAAAAAAUCGAUUCCUUGGAGGGCCAACUCUAAUUCCUCAAAUUACACAGAAGCAGCGGAAUUUUGUCUGAAGCAAGUAAUAAAAAAGGAUAGCUGUACUUGGUGACUGUUUCGAGGAUGUAGAGCUUACAGAUUAGGCAAUUAUUUUUUUCUUCCUUUGAAGCAUGUAGGUGAAAGGCUAGUUGUAAUAGGUGAGUCUUGAUGAUGUAGAGCUUACAGAUACUGCAUUUGUAGAUACUUUGGGUAGAAAAUUGGGAUCAUAAUCCCAGCUUACCGACCAAAAUCCCAAGUAGAAUAGAUGGUUUAACUUUUAAGAAAGCUCAUUGUUCAUGUAACCUUUUUGAAACCUCUACAAAAAAAAAAUUGUGGAUAAAUGUUACGGUAUGCCUUUUUCUUCC